UGAACGGCUGAGGCGAGGAGAGCGUUACGCAAAGAAAUCUCCUAACACUUCAUUCAGCAACUUCAGAAAGCAGCGAGCGGCUGUCGCAUCCGUGUGCUUUGAACUAGGCGCCUUCCCCCUAACAACACGGACUAACAACAUACUUCAUGUUUAAGAAAGCAACACAAUACACAUCAGAAAGCUAGAGGCUAGUUUGUUGCAGGCAAAAAGAAUGAAGAGGUUUUGUGUGACUUCAAGAGCAUCACCACUCCAAACUGUGGAUCUGACACAGAUGUCCAAGUUAUUAAUAUCCAUGUCUUCAGUGGCAUAUUAACUGUGCGGACUGAGAAAAGGAACAGUUUGUGAAGAUUUUUUUUCCUUUCUAACUUGCAUCAGAGAUGAAUAAUCUGCAAACAUGCCACGAUUGUAAAUCGCUGUGAUUUGGAAACACCAGUGGCGUUAUUUUAUACUUGGGAUUGCAUCGCAGUUUGUUACUUCAAGGAAGAGGAAUUACUUCAUUUUAUAUCGUUGUGUUGUAAUUUUCUCUACAUUAAAACUGAGCCCUAGACUUUGCCAACAAAUAAUAUGGAUGGCUGUCAGUAACUGGAUUUUAUGUUCCUCUUAAUCUUAAUGUAUUUGCAUGGUAACAUAUUUAUUUAUUUAUUCAUUUACUUCUGCCCUGGCAGCUCUUCAGUUCCUGAUGUUGUUACGUGCUGGGGAUUGCAAUUAAAUUGGCACGGUUUGCCCAUUGGAAUUCAAGCUUGCCAACUCAAAAGGAUAAAGGCUGUGAGAAAAUGGAUUUAGUGUCAGGAACUGUCUUCACAGUUACUCUGUUCACUUGCAUCAUCUUCCACGCUGCAGCUCAGGAAAAAGACUACACGGUACGAGAGGAGCAACCAGAAGGCUAUUUCAUUGGCAACUUGCUAAAGGACUUAGACAUAGCACUGGACCCAGAUGUCAAGCUGUCAUCCCCGCUUCGCUUUAAGUUGGUUUAUAAAACUGGUGACAUUCCCCUCGUACGGGUGGAAGGAAACACAGGGGAUAUUUUUACCUCUGAUCGUAUUGACCGUGAGAAGCUGUGUUCAGGGGUCUAUAAUGAGAACCGCUGCUUCUAUGAGGUGGAAGUAGCUGUCCUGCCAGAUGAAGUGUUUCGGCUGGUGAAGAUCCGCUUUCUUAUCGAGGACAUUAAUGACAAUGCCCCACUGUUCCAGUCUACUGUUAUUAACAUUUCCAUCCCUGAAAACACUGCCAUCAACUCCCGCUAUCCAAUUCCUUCUGCUGUGGAUCCUGAUGUGGGAAGUAAUGGAAUAAAACACUAUGAAUUAGUGAAGAGUGUAAGCGAAUUUGGGCUGGACAUUAUUGAAACCCCAGAAGGAGAUAAGUGGCCACAGCUUAUUGUCCAGCAAAACCUUGACAGAGAGCAGAAGGACACCUUUGUAAUGAAGAUCAAAGUGGAAGAUGGCGGAAAUCCUCCUAAGUCUAGUACUGCAAUUUUGCAGGUAACCAUCUCUGAUGUGAAUGACAAUCGGCCUAAGUUCAAGGAGAGUGAAGUUGAGGUAAAUAUUCCUGAAAAUGCACCUGUUGGGACUUCAGUUACCCAGCUUCACGCUACUGAUUCUGACUUGGGAAUAAAUGCACAAAUCUUUUUUUCAUUUAGCAACCAAAUCUCCAAUGCAGCAAAAAAGCUUUUUGCAAUUGACAAUGCCACUGGUCUUAUAACAGUUAAAGAACCACUUGACAGGGAAGUAACCCCAGUCCAUAAGCUGAUAGUUUUGGCCAGCGAUGGUAGCUCUACCCCUUCAAGAGCUACAGUGACUGUCAAUGUUACUGACAUCAAUGAUAAUGUUCCUUCUAUAGAAACAAAAUAUAUUAUCAACCUUAUCAAUGGGACUGUUCUGUUAUCAGAAAAAGCUCCACUUAACACCAAAAUUGCACUGAUCACAGUGACGGACAAGGAUGCUGAUUUGAAUGGAAAAGUUACUUGCUACACUGAUCAUGAUGUUCCUUUCAGCCUGAGGCCUGUUUUUGAAAACCAAUUUUUGCUAGAGACAGCAGCUCCUCUAGAUUAUGAAGCCACUCGGGAAUAUGCUAUAAAAAUUGUUGCUUCUGAUUCAGGCAAACCUCCACUGAAUACUUCUGCUAUGGUGCUCAUAAAAAUCAAGGACGAAAAUGACAAUGCGCCUACAUUUACACAGCCUGUUAUUGGACUUUCUAUCCCAGAAAACAAUGCUCCAGGCACGCAGUUGACAAAAAUCAGUGCAACAGAUGCAGACAGUGGCCGCAAUGCUGAAAUUAGUUAUUCUUUGGGUCAUGAUGCUCCAUCGGUCUUCAAUUUGGAUCGCCGGACAGGCAUCCUAUCUGUUGUGCGCCGAUUAGACAGAGAGAAGCAAGACAAAUAUACAUUCACAGUUGUCGCAAAGGAUAAUGGAAUACCUCCUUUGCAAAACAAUGUCACUGUGAUGGUAAUGGUCCAAGAUCAAAAUGAUAAUAGCCCAGCUUUUACUCACAAUGAAUACAAUUUCUAUGUUCCUGAAAACCUCCCGUUGUAUGGCACCGUGGGGUUGAUCACAGUGACUGAUGCCGAUGCUGGUGAUAAUGCAGUUGUUACCCUUUCCAUACUGAAUGGCAAAGAAAAUUUCAUAAUCGAUCCUAAAACUGGAGUCAUUAAACCCAAUAUCACUUUUGACAGAGAACAGCAGAGCUCGUACACAUUUGUAGUUAAAGCUGUCGAUGGGGGUCGACCUCAACGUUCCUCACUUGCCAAAGUCACCAUCAAUGUUGUGGAUGUGAAUGAUAACAGACCUGUCUUUGUUAUUCCUUCAUCGAAUUUCUCCUACAAUUUAGUCCAAUCUACUACCAGCCCUGGUUCUGUGGUGACCAGAGUAUUUGCAAUAGACAAUGAUACAGGCAUGAAUGCCGAACUGCAUUACAGUAUCACAGGCGGUGUUUCCCGGGGAUUAUUUGCCAUUGACAAAAUCACUGGCAACAUUACGUUGCAGGAAAAAAUCCAAGCUGGAGAUCAGGGCUUACACAGGUUAGUGGUCAGAGUCAAAGACUUGGGACAGCCAGAGUCACUUUAUGCCAUAGCAUUGGUUCAUCUCUACAUCAACGAAUCAGUGGCAAAUGCUACCUACAUCCAGGAGCUUGUACGCAAAAGCAUGGAGACACCAUUGGACCGGAAUGUAGUUGAUGGCGUUGUGACUCCUCAAGCAAAUGGCUAUGUAAUUGUGGUCAUUGCCAUCAUUGCUGGUACAAUGACUGUCAUUUUGGUCAUUUUUGUUACCGCCUUAGUGCGCUGCAGGCAAGCACCCAGGCAUAAAGUUGUACAAAAGGGAAAACAGAGUGGUGAAUGGGUGUCACCUAACCAGGAGAACAGGCAGAUCAAGAAAAAGAAGAAGAAGAAGAAGAGGUCACCUAAAAGCCUUCUCUUAAACUUUGUUACAAUUGAAGAGUCAAAGCCGGACGAUCCAGCACAUGAACAUAUCAAUGGCACCUUGGAUCUCCCAGUGGAGCUGGAAGAGCAGACUAUGGGAAAGUACAACUGGGCCACAACACCAUCAACUUUUAAACCAGACAGCCCUGACUUGGCCAAGCACUACAAAUCAGCCUCUCCUCAACCAACAUUCCAGAUCAAACCUGAAACCCCUGUACCUCCCAAGAAGCACCAUGUCAUCCAAGAGCUGCCAUUGGAUAACACCUUUGUGGUGGGAUGUGACUCGCUGUCCAAAUGUUCUUCCAGCAGCUCAGAUCCCUAUAGCGUCUCAGAGUGCAGCUGCCAAGGGGGCUUCAAGACCACAGGGCCCAUCCAUACAAGACAGUCACAGCGACGAGUCACCUUUCACCUUCCUGAUGGCUCUCAGGAGAGCUGCAGUGACAGUGGACUAGGUGACCAUGAACCCAACAGCAGUACCAGCACCACCCACCCUCUACCACUUGGCUUCCCACAAGAGGAGUACUUUGAACAGACUUCGCCCAACAGUCGCACUGAGGGUGACGGCAACUCAGACCCUGAAUCCACUAUAGAAGUGAAUCUGCAAAAAGCAUUAGCUGAAGCAUCUGAGACCUGCACUCAAGAAUGCCUCAUUCUUGGUCAUUCUGAUAGCUGUUGGAUGCCCCCUUCUUUGACCCAGUACCAGCAAUCUACAAAUCCUGCAGUACCUACUUUUGGAUUUCAACAGAAUUGGGCUCGAGGAGCCAAGCCUGAUGGUCGCCAUACACUGGGUAGGUCUGUGCCAAAAGAUGAAAUCGAUAAAGGUCAAGGCAACAACAGGCCCCAGUUCUACAACACUUUGGAGAGACAUUCUAGUUUAAAGGAAGAUCCAGUGAAGGUCAUACCUCUGGCAAAUUUCACUCCUUCAACUCAGCAGGCUCCAGCAUCUGGUGGAACUGCUAGUUUUGUCCAUGAGCAUCAGUUGUAAGAAUAAGCUAGAACGUUUGCACAGCACCUUCUUCAUUGGAUAUCCUAAAUGCCUGUAGAAACUGCUUUCUGUCCCCCACAUACUACCACUGGCGGAGCAGCCUAGCCAACAUCUAUGUACUGUAAAUAUGACACUGCAGUUAAAAAGAAGCUUCUGUAUAAUGUUUUAUUUCUCAUUGUAUAUGUGUAAGUCUGGUGUCUCUUUCUAAAUAAGCAAGUAGUUCUAAGCCAAAGUGUAUCUUAAUUUAUAUAAAGGAUUAUUUUACUUUAAUCCUUAAAAAACUGGCUAUGUACAAUAAUUGCAAAUUAAUGCUAAGGUUGUAGGCAUGUGCACCAAAUCUUAAGUGUUAUAUGUAACUCAAUGCAAUGCUUCAGAUAUUUACUAGACAUACGUGGCUUCAAUAAUUUAAAAAGUGCACAAAAGUCUAAGUGUACCUCCUCAUCCCUACCGUGGUGUCAGCAAGCAAAAGCAAUUAAUAUCUGUGGUGAUUUCACCAGAACGUUAUUUAUAUUAAUCAUGACCAUAAAUUUGGCUUAAGCAUUUCCUAGACAUUUUUUGAUUUAAGAAAUUUUAAACAUUUUGAAUAUUAACAGUAACCACUGGUAUUACUAGUAAUGACUCUGCUUGUCAUUAGCAUGAAAUCUUUUUUUCCCAACAAACCAGUUUCAUAAUAGCAACAUGAGAACUAAUUGGCUGAACAAACUUUUCAGGACAAGCACCAAGAUUUUGCAAAUCAAUUGUAAUGUAAACAUUAAUGCCUGUCAAAUGAGCAGUAAUAUCUUAAACUAUCUCUUGUAGAAAAGUCUUUUAACACAUUUCCAUGAAAUAUUUCUUUUAUUUGUGUGUUUUUUAAGAACAUGAUAAAAAGUACAUCAUGAAGAAGCAAUUAUGGAAGUCCCUCUUUUGCAUAAUUACCAAGUUGCAUUAUCAGUAACAAAACCAUAGCCUAAUAAGAGUUUUUUUUCUAUGCGUAUAAUAUACAUGUGACCACAGGAUGGGGGGAAAAAUCAAAACCUUGUUUAAAAUAAUUUUGAAGUAUUGAUAUAUUUGAUGUUUUUUUAAAUUCAAGUCUAGCCUUUGAAGCUGCUAGUUAGUAGGACAGCAAAAGACAGAAGCUAAGUCUCAAAAAGUAUUUUUCUGAAAUGAAUGUGUUCUUCCUAUAUUCAGUAAUUUAGAAAGUGUACAAAACCAAAGCUUCAUAAAAAACCAAAAGACAGACAAAUAAAGAUAAAACAAAUAAAAAUAUAGUGUGUUUAACUGCAGCAGAUCAACUUGAUACCUGUAAACUGUCAGGCUACAUGUGGCAUCUUAUUGAUUAGAAAUAAUGUUCUGAAUAUGGUGCAAGUAAAUUACUUCAUGGUUAUAAAACAACAGUAUCAUAUAUCCUCUCAGAAUAGGGGUAUCAGGUGAGCAAGACACCUUUACAGCAAUGUUGUGUUUACUUCAUUGAUAUUAAACUAGAGCACAGCACGUCAUUAAGCAUGGUUCAUUAUAAUAAAAUAAAAAAUAUUUGUUUGUAAAUGAACUUUGUGAUCAACAGUUUUUUUUUUCUGGCUGAAUACACAAGGUUUCAUCCUGUAAGGAACAGGAAGGUGUAAAAUAAAUAUAAACAGAGGAACUUUGUGCAAACAUGUAUAAAUGUGAAUAAAAAGUUUAGAUGGGCUGCUUGCUUAGUUGC
Polypterus senegalus (gray bichir) is the source of this 6075-nucleotide messenger RNA. RefSeq names its product protocadherin 11 (gene pcdh11). The coding region runs from base 774 to 4397 and encodes 1207 amino acids. Gene Ontology annotation, cellular component: plasma membrane. Gene Ontology annotation, molecular function: calcium ion binding. The transcript is spliced from 5 exons. Gene Ontology annotation, biological process: homophilic cell-cell adhesion. The record is from RefSeq and is a predicted model, not a curated record. Lineage: Eukaryota; Metazoa; Chordata; Cladistia; Polypteriformes; Polypteridae.